AUGCAGGAUUCCAAUUACAAAAACAAAAACUCCGAGCCUUCGGGCUCUAAGUCACUAACGGACGAGCGUAGCAGCCCGUCCAUGGACCAACCACCCUCUCCGGAGGGUGAUUUUUCGAAAGUAGGGACGGGGGUUGUAGAGGUGGCAGGAAUACGCCAGACGGGUGCAUCCUCUCCUCCCCCUGGGAAGGUUGAGCCAGCGGACUCCAGGGGUCUAGCUCCUGGAGGGCCGCCUAUAACCGAGGACCGACCACCGUCCUCCAAACAGCACCUCCCCGACUGCGGGGAUGGCGCGGUGAGCCCGCCGGGUAGAGUUACGCGGACAGCCAUCCAACGCGGGACGAGUAUGUCCCUGGCGUCCGAGGGUAAAACCCCGGCACCGGGGACCAACAGGCCAGGGCAGCAAAAUUCAAAUCCAGGGCCCUGCGAGGACCACGCCGGAACCAACAACGGGACGGGCGGAGCCAAGGACACCGGCGGAGGAAGAAAAAGGACCAGAGAGGCCACUAACACCAGUGGCAGCUCCUCCAGCACGGAGAUUCCUACCCUCGAACCCAAGAAGAGGGAGCCUGGAUGGCUGCCCACCACGGGGGAGAGGGUGGGAGCGAAGAAGAAAAAGGAGAUGGAGAUAGAGAGGAAGGAGGAGGACAAUAGGAAAUUGGAAGAGGACAUCAGAAUCCUCUUCGAUACGGGCAUGCUUCGUUCGUUGGAAGACAGGCGCCCGAUCGAGGAGGUGUUCAGAGACAACGCCACUAUCAAUUUCCUGAGGGAGGCCAGGGUGGUCGAAUUGGCCUCGGAGGUGGGCCGAGCGCUGGGUGCGGUUCGUGGCCACCUCCGAGGCUGCUAUGGCCACCCUGCUGGCGAGAACGGUGGAGCUGGACAGCCGGGGGAGGAAGCCUCGGAAACCAAAAGGGAGGCGGAGGAGCUCCGAGCAGAGCUGAAGAAGCUCAGAGUAGAGAACAGGAGGCUGGGUGAGGAGCUGGAAGCCAUUAAAGCCUUCACCUCCUCUGCCCCUGCCCCUCUUCCCACUCCGUUCCUUAGAGGGAGGAGGCUAAUAUAUGCGGAGGCGGCAGCAGGGUCCACGUCGGCAUCCAGUGAGGAAGAGGAGAAGAAGACCAAGAGGGAGACGGUGAAGAGGAGGAAAAAGGAGAGGAAGAGGGAAAUCACUCCUUCCUCCCCUUCUUCCCUCAUCGAGAGGAAAGGAGCGGAGAGAGGGGAAUCAACCGGGGAAAUACCAUCUUAUGAUGAUAACGCCCCGGAAACCCCUCCUCCCCCAACGUGGAGGACAGAGAAAGCCGAAGAGGAGCUGGACGCCGCCAUGGCCGCCGCGGCCCCGGCUUGCAGCCAUGAGGAGGAGCUCCGCCGCAUGAGGGCGGAACUCGACUCCCUAAAAGCAGCAAGCGGAAUGGGCCGGGCGGCUGUGACGGUGGGGAUACCGGCGACCACUACGGCUCAGGCGGCAACAACGGAAGGGGAGAAGAAGAAGCAGGAGGUACCAAAGGGAAGAACCCAGGCCCUACGGACAUCGGUGGAUCUGAAGGGGACAAAGGGAGGGGCCAGAAAGGAGAAGAGGAAGAGGCAAAAGAAAAGACGGAAGGAGAGGGCCAGACGGAUGAAGGAGGAGGAAGAGAGAAGGGCCCGGGAAGGCGGAAAAGGGACACCGGCGAAAGACUUGCUGGAGGCAAUCCGACGGCCAACCGGAUCCCAACGGGAGCCAACGGCAAAGGACGAGCCGAAGUGGUCCCAAGUGUGUCGGCACUUUUUAGUGGCCACCGACAGGGGGGUUGGCGCCAUGGUGGUGUAG
Molecule: messenger RNA, 1803 nt
Organism: Harpegnathos saltator (Jerdon's jumping ant)
Lineage: Eukaryota; Metazoa; Arthropoda; Insecta; Hymenoptera; Formicidae
Product: caldesmon-like
Exons: 4
Coding region: 1-1803 (600 amino acids)
Source: RefSeq, a predicted model, not a curated record